Nothoprocta perdicaria is the source of this 3510-nucleotide messenger RNA. It is a transcript of the gene HPS5, whose product is annotated as HPS5, biogenesis of lysosomal organelles complex 2 subunit 2. The transcript is spliced from 23 exons. Gene Ontology annotation, molecular function: protein binding. The record is from RefSeq and is a predicted model, not a curated record. NCBI's taxonomy places the organism in Eukaryota, Metazoa, Chordata, Aves, Tinamiformes, Tinamidae. Bases 72 to 3470 code for a protein of 1132 amino acids. Gene Ontology annotation, cellular component: cytoplasm. Gene Ontology annotation, biological process: developmental pigmentation.
UUGGCGGUGGCGGUUGGGGCCCGAAGCAGUAAUGCACCGAUGACUGAGUGUUGCUGCUCUUCGUUACAUCCAUGGCCUCUCUGCAAAUGAUCCCAGACUGUUACAACUAUGUACUGGCGGAGUUUGAGUGUUUGGAUCCAUUGCUGUCUGCACUCAGGCUGGAUUCUAGUCGCCUGAAGUGCACGUGCAUCGCUGUGUCCAGGAGGUGGCUUGCGCUAGGCACGUCAGGGGGAGGACUCAACCUUAUCCAGAAGGACGGUUGGAAGAAUAGACUCUUCUUGACCCAUAAGGAAGGUGCUAUUUCCCGGGUUGCAUGUUGUUUACAUGAUGAAGACUAUGUUGCUGUAGCCACCAGCCAAGGUCUUGUAGUGGUCUGGGAACUGAACCAGGAACGCCGUGGGAAGCCAGAAAGGAUUUAUGUUUCCUCUGAGCAUAAGGGCAGGAAAGUCACAGCUCUGUGCUGGGAUACAGCUGCCCUUCGGGUUUUUGUAGGAGAUCAUGUGGGAAAGGUAUCAGCCAUCAAGAUUAACACAUCGAAACAAGGCAAGGCUGCUGCCACUUUUGUGAUGUUUCCUGUUCAGAUUAUAACAACUGUAGAUUCUCGGGUAGUUCAGCUUGACUACUUGGAUGGAAGACUGCUCAUAUCUUCACUUACACGUACUUAUUUAUGUGAUACUGAAAGAGAGAAGUUCUGGAAAAUUGGUAACAAAGAAAGAGAUGGAGAAUUUGGAGCCUGUUUCUUCCCAGCUGGAAAGAACAAUGGGAAUCAGCAGCCAUUAAUAUAUUGUGCUCGGCCUGGCUCACGGAUGUGGGAGGUGAACUUUGAAGGGGAAGUGCAGAGCACCCAUCAGUUCAAGCAGCUGCUGUCAUCACCACCUCUCCCUGUUGUUACUCUYGGGCUGGAUCCGCAUUACACUGGUGCCAGUUCUUCUCCACAAUCUUUAUCAUUUCCCAAGCUCCUAUAUUUGACUGAGCACUGUGUGAUGACCUGGACAGAGAGAGGCAUUUACAUYUUUCUUCCCCAGAGCGUUCAAGUCUUGCUCUGGAGUGAAGUGAAAGAUAUUCAGGAUAUUGCAGUUUACAAAAAUGAACUGUUCUGUCUGCACACAAAUGGCAAAGUCGUACACCUCUCCCUUCUGUUGGUCGACCGUUGCAUAGAGCGUCUCAUGAGAAGAGGGUUCUGGACCCUGGCUGCCAGGGUCUGUUGUCUCUUCCAGAAUUCAAUCAUUUCUUGCAGAGCAAGAAAAAACUUGCCUCUGGACAGACUGGAGCACUUGAAAUCCCAACUGGAUAUCUCAACACAACAGGAUCUUGUUGGCCAACUGGAAGAGCUGAUUUCCAAGUUAGAACCCUCAGAUUCUGCGUGCAGCAGUAGGAGGAGCAGCAUUUCAUCUCAUGAAAGCUUCAGUAUCUUGGACUCUGGAAUAUAUCGUGUUAUUAGUCGAAGAGGCAGUCAGUCAGAUGAAGAUUCAUGUUCUCUCCAUAGUCAAACAUUUUCAGAAGAGGAAAGACUUAAGGAAUUUCCUGUGCACCAGGAAGAUGARCAGGUGGAGCCUGACAACGUCUCUCAUGCGUCUGUGGCAGUCGAGGCUGAUCGGAACGAGACAUUUCUCCCAUUCAGUAUCCCUUUGUCAUUUCGUUCCCCAUCUCCUCUCGUCUCCCUCCAGGCUGUCAAGGAAAGUGUUUCCAGCUUUGUACGCAAAACUACUGAAAAGAUUGGCACUCUUCAUCUAAGCUCUGAUGCUAGAGGAAGGCAAGAAGCAAGGGAUGAUGAGCAGCUGCAGGAGGUGCCUGCUAAUGUGGAAGCAUUUCCUCCGGAAGAGAAAGAAUCAGAACCACAGAGCUGCCCACUUCCCGAAGAGGACCACUUAAGUGAUCUCAAGGCUGCAACAGCAGAAGCUAUGGCCAAACUCCAGGAUCCCCUGGUUUUGUUAGAACCACAGUGUAUGAGAAGGGUUUUACUGGAGUGGCUUCUUCAUCUGGAAGAGAAGUUUGGCAGCAAAGAGUAUUCUGCCUCAUCUUUGGGGGAAAGCAAGACCACCGAGGAACAGCAGGAGGUCUUGGAGGAAAACCUGCAGCUGGAUACGAGUGGUGAAGACAGGGCAGACAAGGAGCAGAGCGAUGUCUUGGCAACCUGCACUGCAAAGGGAAGUAGUGUUGAUGUCUGUGUAGCCCAAGYCGCACGUGAAAGUAGCACCAACUCAGUGAGAACUUUGAGCUGUGACUUUAGAGUGUCCCCUCCCUGUGGGAUAGAAGAGGCUGUUCAGAGAGACCUCACUGAGCUGGCGACGCUCUGCUUCGAGUUACGUGUGUUCUGUGGAAAUGGCAAUGCCAAGGAAAGUCCUGAUCCCGCUCCAGCAGCGACGUCUUCAUGCACCUCAGCUUGUAGGUUCCUGCGAAGCUACUUCUUCCUUCUGGAUUUGAAAAGACUCAAGCAGUGCAUUAUAACCAGCUACGCAGACAGCCCUGGUGUGUGGGAAACGUACAUGGCAGGAUUGAAAGACUUAACUUGUCACAGUCCAGUGGUUUUGGCAAUGGAGAAUGAAGAUAUGCUGAAAAUACUGCGACAAUUGCAYGAUUUGGGGCCCUGGGACGAUAGCCCUCUGUUACUGGUCCAUGCUCAGAGGCUUUAUGAGAAGUUUGGGGAAAUAGCUCUUCGCCCUUUAAUCAAGUUCCACCCCUCUAUUUUGCCUUCAGAUGUCAGGCAACUUUGCCGGAAUGACCCAGCUCACUUUUUGGCAUAUUUAGAUAGUCUUGUGAAAUCAAAGCCAGAGGAGGAAMGGUCUCAUCUCCUCAGGUCUCUUCUGCAGCCWGAGUCUCUGCGCCUAGACUGGCUGUACUUGGCUGUUACUCAUGAUGCACCACAAAGAGCCAACACUGUGGAUGCAGAAGGAAAUCCCAGGCCAAGAUCGCAUUUGUUUACCUGGGGCUACAGUCAGCUAAUUCUGCUUUUGAUUAAACUUCCAGCUGACUUUGUAACUAAAGAGAAGAUGGCUGACAUCUGUAAAUCACAUGGAUUCUGGCCUGGAUAUCUUUUUCUCUGUCUGGAGCUGGAUAGAAGAAUAGAAGCCUUUACUAAUAUUGCUCAUUUGGAUGAUUUGAGCCUGUUGAAUGGAGAAGAUGGUUUGAUCCCAGAGACCACAGAAGAAUGGAAGUUCCUUCUGCAUCUUGCAGCAAAUCAUAGCGCUGCUUCCCAUCAGCACAACGUACAUAACGGGGACGCUGUCGGCAACGGCAGCCCUGGCUGGGCCAGCUGCAUCACCGUGGAGAACAUCUCUCUGCUCCUGGCCAAGGCUGUCGGCCUGAAUCGCGCCUUGCCCCUGCUGCAGGAGUGCAGCUGCUCCCUAGAGCUGUCCGAGAGGUUUAGCAGGGUCUGGGAGAUGCUGAGAAUUGCAGAGAAGAGGCAAAGAGCCCUGAUCCAUUCCAUGUUGGAAAGGUGUGACCGGUUCUUGUGGUCUCAGCAAGCAUAGAAAAUGAUUCUGGAAACUUUGGGAACAUACUUUUUUUUUU